AAUGAUCUGGUGACGGCAAGUUCUUGCGGUGGUCAGAGCUCCACGGCCUCCACGCAGGAAAAGUACGUCACUUUGAUAAUCAAAGUUUGAUCAUGGCAGGCGGCAACUCGGACGCUUCAACGCAGCGUGUGGCCACGCAGGUGGCGGUGGCGGCUGCUGGUGUGGCGCUUGCCUACUACGUUGGAUCGCGCAGCAAGACUGCGAAGCGCGUGGCUGCUCAACGCCGCGCCAAGGCGGUGGCCGCGGCCAAGGCGGCGGCGCUGCCCACGGACCUGGAGCGCCGUAAGCUCACGUCUGUGGUGGUGCGUGUGCCGGCCACGACCGCCAACAUGGGACCUGGUUUCGACACUAUCGGCAUGGCGUUGGACAUCUGGACGGAGAUUUCCGUGGAAGUUGUGGCCCCGAAGGAGGGCGACGCGCCUAAUGUGCGCCGCAUCACGCUCACAAACGAGGGCGAGGGCGCCAAGGAGUUGCCGACGGACGAGAGCAACCUCGUGAUCGUUGGUAUUAAGGCUGCCUUCAAGGCUGCGGGCGAGGAGAUGCCUCGCCACCUCAAGGUGCACUGCAAGAACCGCAUCCCUUUCGCGCGCGGACUGGGCAGCAGCUCGGCUGGCAUUGUGGGCGGCAUCAUCGCCGGCCUUGCCCUUGCUGGUAUGCGUCUGCCUGUGCAUGGCCGUGAGGAGCUUCUGCAGCUGGCCUCAGAGAUCGAAGGACACCCCGACAACGUGGCUCCCGCCAUCUACGGCGGUCUGCAGCUCGGUAUCUUCGCUGACGACCGCUGGUACUCUUCGCGCGUGCAGAUCCCGGACGGACUGCAGUGCGUCGUGUUUAUCCCUGACUCGACGGGUCCCACGAGCGUUGCACGCGCUAUCCUGCCGCCUGACGUGCCCCGCAAGGAUGCCGUGUUCAACAUCGGUCGCGCUGCCAUCUUUGUGAACGCCUUCCGCUCGGGCAACCUCGACGAACUGCGCUACGCCACACAGGAUAUGCUGCACCAGCCGCAGCGUGGAGCCGCACAGUACCCGCACCUGGAGCCGCUCAUUAAGGCGGCGCUGGGAGCUGGUGCGCACGGCUGCUUCUUGAGUGGUGCCGGCCCCACCGUCUUGGCUAUUACUAGCGGCCGUGCUGGUGACAUCUUCACGCAGCAACUGGCUGAACGUCAGGAGAACAAGGUGGCCAACGCCAUGCGUGAAGCUGCCGCCGCGCUGGGUGUCUCCGGGUGCGUGUUCAUCACCAACCCGGACCACCGUGGCGCCUUCAUCGUGCGUGCGGAACCGCAGUUCUCGGACCGCUCUGUUGCGCGUUACGAGGGCGACGUUGCCGACCUGUAGAGUGCCAGUAGCCUAGUAAAUGGUGAGAUGGAACGCCAAUACAUUAUGGUACUUUAGAUGAAGUUGCCUUGUUUUACGAUAAUACAUUGCUUCUUUGUGAUGCUCCAGCAAGAUUCAAUAGCAC
Phytophthora nicotianae INRA-310 is the source of this 1455-nucleotide messenger RNA. Its product is annotated as homoserine kinase. Gene Ontology annotation, molecular function: ATP binding; homoserine kinase activity. The coding region runs from base 93 to 1331 and encodes 412 amino acids. The transcript is spliced from 2 exons. Gene Ontology annotation, biological process: L-threonine metabolic process. Lineage: Eukaryota; Oomycota; Peronosporomycetes; Peronosporales; Peronosporaceae. The record is from RefSeq and is a predicted model, not a curated record.